CCUGUUUGUUAUACCCGUCCUCCCCAUCGAUCGCUCCUUCCGCCCUCUCAACUCCUCCACACCCACCAUCCUGUCUUUCCUCCUCGCCAACCCAGCAUCAAAAACUCACGCUUCCACCCUCUGGUCGACUUGCUUCUCCCCUGGCCUCUCAAACUGUCCUCGUCGGUACACUGUUAGUAUGUGAAUGUCUCUCUACAACAGAUUUCACAGGUCGCUGCAACUCCUCGAUCGGACCGAGGCCAUAGAUUGCGUCACAGCCGAUCAUCUGCCGACUUGAUCGAUCGCAUUCACUGGCCGCCAACAACGACACAGAGUCUCGUCCUCAGCACGUUCCGAGUGUAAACUCGACCACCAUCACCUCCCUCCUCUCCUCUCCUCUCCUCUCCUUUCUCUCCCCGCUGAGAAAACCAGCAGCCAUGCCCUCGCGCUUAGUUCCUCCCGUCCUGUCCUUGGACGCUGGCAAGAUGCACCACAUCGACCCAUCCAAUGCCUGUAGCUUGAUGGCAAUGUGGUCCAUGUUUUCAAAAUGUUCAGAAACCCUCAAAGACGGUCACCGACUGGAAAACAUGAGUUGGCGAGUGUGGUCUCGGGAGUCACUUUGUGUCACCCCCGUCGACUCGCUCCCACCCCGAUCCAGUGGCGUGCCCUCUCUUUCCAACUCAUACUCUUCCGAGGAAAGCGACCGCCUGAGCGACAAAGGCUCAUGUACCAUUAAUUCGAGGUCGCGAUCCUUUGGCCAGGAUGACUGCGCCAGUUCACUCUCGAGAUCUCGACACCUGACAUCUCACACUCUGGAAAAGAUUGUCGUCACCAUACAAGAGAAGGCCGACCUUUGCCCUUUAUCGCCUUCAAUAGGUGCAAGUCUUCCUGCACCAUCGCUAUUAUGCUCGAAACAACCCAUGCUUGACGAGAGCUCUUACCCCCCACCCUCGGAACACUUGCAAGACUCGAUGGAAUCGUGUAUUUCGGAAACCACCGCCGCCACCAACACGACCACACGUCAGAGCGAACACAGAGACUCUGAUACAUCGGUGUCGUCCGAUGGGUUGAUCAGAAGUGGAUCCGUUGUCCAUGGUUUCUCUCCUGUCACGUCCUCCUUCCGGUCUCGAACAACUAGUAGCGGUCUACAACCUGACAACCCCACCAAAUUGAUUCCUAAGAAGAAGAGCCUCAAGACAGCCAUGUUUACCCUCGGAGGCUCAUCCGAAGACGACGACUCGUCGUUCGAACAACGACUACUAACUCUCAGGCCCGUACCCCAAAAGAGCUCUCUCUCCCAAAGUUUAAGCAAGGGAAAUCUGGCCAGCCAGGCGAGCACUACCAUUGCACCCAAGCGAACAUCGUUCCGGGACGUUGUCGCUGAAAGGCGGAUUCAAGAAGACGCGGAGAAUGAUGAAGGGGCGAUUGAGAGUAGCGACGAGGAGGAUGACACGGAUGAUAUCAUCGAGUCUGCUAUUGAAGAGGAUGAUGAGGAUGAAGGGGACUGGGAAGAUUCCAACUCGGAUGACGGCAAGGCGGGCGUUGGCGAGCCCAUUUUCCGACGUGUCGAAAGUCGGCCUGACCUCGUUUCUCGACGAUCAAUGCUGACUCUGGCGCUCAACAACGGACCCAGCAACCUCGGACACGCCUACUCCCAGCCUGCACUCCAUCGACCACGGGCGUUGUCUCCUACACAAAACAGAGAUCUGGCCGAGUCGCCAGAGGACGAGGAUGCGAUGAUGAUGCCCGCUUCCAGGCGGCCACCCAUAGCCAUUCCCCCUCCCAAGAUUAAUGGAAAAUCAUUGGCACAUUCGCCGAGAACGACUCGACGAAACAUGUUGUCGACGGAGCUAACAGAGUCGUUACGCAAAAACCUGCUUUGGGAGCGACAACAAAAAUCACAAGCUGCCAACGCCUUCCUCAAGAGAAGUCGCAAUGCCCAAAGCAUGGCGAACCUCCAAGCACACACGGCCCCAGCUGUAGGCCCAUAUCAGCCGCCGCCAGCCGCGACGGCCGACACUUCCAAGAACAACUCGUGGAAUCAUUACUUUGACAAUCCUUGGGAAUACAACGCCAAAGGAUGGUAGAGAGACGUGGUUUUUACCACCGACGUCAAGUGUGCAUCACAGGAUGACUGGAUUUGAAUUAUUGUUAUUGUCUGCGUUCGGAGCGGGAAACUAUCAUCUUGCAUGCAUUGUAUGAAUUUUGACUCAUCUAUGGUACCUAUACAGGUCGGAGGACUUUGGGGGUGAGAUGGUGAGGCCCUGACCCCAUCUUGACCAAGGAGAACGGGGCGUAUCUUUCGGAAUAAUUGCAUCACGGCCCAGAUCAGAGUUUUGGAGAGGAAAAGUGACACGUUUGAUCAUUUGGAUAGGGCGCAAUGGACGCCCAUGUCUCAAUCUUGUUCCAUGCUCUCAAGAACAGGACGUGACUUGAGUUGAUGGAACUUGAGUGUGAGGAUGAUGAAGCGAUUCAACGAUAUGUACUAUAGUGCGGCAAAGCUCCAGCUGUCUAGUUAGUCCAGACCUCGUCUGCCGAAUUUACAUGGCUGUAAACUA
This is a messenger RNA of Exophiala mesophila, 2537 nucleotides long. RefSeq lists its product as uncharacterized. Bases 417 to 2066 code for a protein of 549 amino acids. Gene Ontology annotation, cellular component: cytoplasm. The record is from RefSeq and is a predicted model, not a curated record. Gene Ontology annotation, biological process: regulation of nitrogen utilization; mitochondria-nucleus signaling pathway; negative regulation of transcription by RNA polymerase II. Lineage: Eukaryota; Fungi; Ascomycota; Eurotiomycetes; Chaetothyriales; Herpotrichiellaceae. The transcript has a single exon.